This is a messenger RNA of Limanda limanda (common dab), 1647 nucleotides long. RefSeq names its product butyrophilin-like protein 8. Gene Ontology annotation, molecular function: protein binding. The record is from RefSeq and is a predicted model, not a curated record. NCBI's taxonomy places the organism in Eukaryota, Metazoa, Chordata, Actinopteri, Pleuronectiformes, Pleuronectidae. The transcript is spliced from 14 exons. Bases 1 to 1620 code for a protein of 539 amino acids.
AUGAUCCAGCACGAACCGAGACGCAAAGAAGAAGCACAAGGUUUACACGUGAUGACCCAGGUGUACCUUUUGCUGCUUCUUUUCUCGUCUUUGUCAAGCGCUGCCCCUGUUUCAAAGAGCUUCCUGGUUUCGGUCAGGCCUCCUGUCUUAGAGCAACUUGGUAGAGAAGCCACACUACCAUGCUGGCUCAAUCCACCACAGAGUGCUGAGGCUCUGGAGGUACGCUGGUACCGCAAUCAUCGCUUCGAUACCCCGAUCAUACUGUAUUACAAUAAAAAGAUGUACGAGAUCCAGGAUGCUUCAUACCUGGGCCGAGCCUCGUUUGGCCUGAAGGACGCAGCGUCCGGUGGGCUGGCAGCAGGAGACGUGAGCCUGAAGCUGCUAAAUGUCGGGAUUGAGGACAACGGAGAUUACACUUGUUAUGUGAGCAGUGGUCAGCAUUCUGAUCGUGGAAGUGUCAGUCUUAAUUUGACAAAAACAGGAACCACUCCGCUCCUGUCAAUGGUGUGGGCAGAGGAAAACCUGGUGAAUUUGAGCUGUGAAUCUGAAGGCUGGUAUCUGAGGCCGAAGCUGCACUGGGUCGACCAGAAGCAAAAUCUGACCCCAAAGAGUUUGGAGUACGGCAAAGUCUCUUCUGGUCUUGUGUCAGUCCACAGCUGGGUUCUGGUCCCACGCUCCUCGGAGAUUUCCUGCUCAGUGGGUCUCUCUGACAUGGACACGAAGGAGGCAAGACUGCGGCUGGAAAUCCCUCCUCAAGCUGCCGAAAAGGCUAAGGAGGAAGCUCUUGAAGAGGCUAAAAAGCAAAACGAGAAUAAGAGACUUUUACAAGAAGCUACAGUUCAGAAGGCAGCUCUUGAAGAGGCUAAAAAGCAAAACGAGACAUUGAAGCUUUCAGAAAAAGAGAAUAAGAGACUUUUACAAGAAGCUACAGUUCAGAAGGCAGCUCUUGAAGAGGCUAAAAAGGAAAACGAGACAAUGAAGCUUUUACAAGAAGCACAUAAGAAACUUUUACAAAAAGUUACAGUUGAGCCGACAGCUCUUGAAGAGGCUAAAAAGCAUUACGGAAAUGUUGAACUUGAGGAUAAAAGAAAUCCAAACGUCACAAUCAAAGAUGGUAUCUUCAGAGACAAUAAUUAUUAUGAUGGAAAAGCAGUAUCCUGUCUCACAGCGAUAAGGGGAACCCCUGGCUUCACUUCAGGUCAACACUACUGGGAGGUUUCUUUGGAGAAACCUUUGUACGUGCUCAAACAGUCCUGGUGGGUGGGGGUAACAAAGGCAACUGACUUCCCUCUGCAGGGUGAUGCUCCUUCUAACACAUCAAAUGGUUUCUGGUUCCUGUCGUCUUCCCCUGACAGAGAAAACAUCUUUCUUUUAAACACAGAACCAGAGGUUUUACUGCCUGUUCGCUCAACACCGAGAAUAGUCGGUGUGUAUCUGAAUUAUGACGGCGGAGAGCUUUCCUUUUAUAAUGUGGAAGAUGAAUCUGUCAUUGGAUCUCUCACUGCUACGUUCCAAGGUGAAGUCUUUCCUUUUUUCAAUCCUGGUAAAGGUUACGGAGCAACUAUGCAGAUAUUAAAGAGGACAGAACAGGGUGAGUGUAAUGACACAUGGGAACAAUGAAAGGGCACAAGAGCCUGAAUCUUAAUA